AUGGGCGAGGCCAGCGGUUUCUGGGGAUACACCGCAGAGAUCCUUCUAUGCCAGGAGCGCGACCGGGCAGCCGAUCCCACCAGCUGGGAGAUCCGUGGCACCGACAAGGUCCUGCCGGCGCUGGCGUCGUUCCCACCCGACGUGCUGGAGCUGUACAGCAAGAUCGACUACCGUAUGGGCAACCAGCAGAGCAGUGAGUUCCUCGAGCGGGCGUUUGCGCGGGAGGACGGCACCACGUGGGACUACGUAUUCAAUUUUGCCCCCGAAUACAAGUUCGGGCAGUCGAAGCAGGUAUACGAGCAGCAUGUUGGCUCAUUUGUGCACCUGUCCAGCGCACACAUCUUCAAGGCUGACGGCAACACCAAGCACAAAGAAGACAGCGAGCUGGAGGCCCCCAACGCAUUGGCUGAGAGCUACAUCGAGGCAGAGGACGACCUGAAGCAGAUCCCUGAGCUGCCGCUGAACGUGGUGCCAAUGCUGAUUAUGGCUCAGAUCAGCAAGGUCGAGGGCGAGAAAAUGGACGUGCUGUGGGAUAAGGCGCUGCGCGUCAACACAGUGCACGUCGACGAUGUAGCCCUGGCUGCCCUGAAGGUCGCACAGUGGCACAAGGGCAAGCAGGGCACGGCUGUCUUUAAUCUGUCUGACCCUGGAGACACAACCAAUUCGCACCUGGCCAAGUGUGUUGGCAAGCUGUUUGACAUCGAGCUCAGCUUCCAGAACGCAGCGAUCAACUUUAUCGUCAAGCGCCUGCGCACCGCCGAAUUAACAGAGGAGGUCAACGGCAACAUCGCAAACUCGCAGCUGUCGCCGUACCUCGACCAGGAGCACCCGUACUGCACACUCGAGAAGUACCCGCUCGGUGUUGACGGCUCCCUGAUCACCAGCAUCCCCGAAAUCGGGUUCAAGUACUCGUACGAGACUUUCAAGAACAUUGGCCUGUGGCCCAAGGUUUAA
Linderina pennispora is the source of this 954-nucleotide messenger RNA. RefSeq lists its product as uncharacterized. The record is from RefSeq and is a predicted model, not a curated record. The transcript has 6 exons. NCBI's taxonomy places the organism in Eukaryota, Fungi, Kickxellomycota, Kickxellomycetes, Kickxellales, Kickxellaceae. Bases 1 to 954 code for a protein of 317 amino acids.